AUGCUCCAGCAGGCGGAGACCCUGUACGCGCAGGAGAACCCGAAGAGCCGCGUGAAGAGUCUGAAGGACGCGCUGGCACUGACGCAGGAGGUGGAGCGCGCGGCCACCCUUGGCACGCAAGGAACACGAGCGCCGCUUCUUCAACGACGUCGCGAACACGUGGGUGCAGAUUGCCUACGUGAAGUACAUGACGCAGCAGGAGGCGGAGGCGGAACGGAUUCUCUCACGCUGGUGCUGGACGCGAAGCCGUCCUCUGCGGUCACCACGGCUGUCGCCUCCAUCAACUGGACGGCUCUUCGGCGUGACAAGGACUUCGUGGACGCCAGCAAGAAGCUCAGGUCGGCGCAGAACGCAAAAGCGGCCUCCCGCCUCACCUCCAAGCAGAACUUGACAGUGCGCUACAACACCGCCCUGUUGCACCUGAACUCAGGCAACCUGCGCAGCUGCAAGAAGCUAGUGGAGGCGAUGGCCAAGGAGGAAACAAAAGGAAAGAAGACUCCAGGAGCCAACGCCGCCGUCAGCUCGACCGAGACGCUGGUCCAAGACUUCAUCGCGAAGCGGUCCUCCGAAAGGAGCAAGCUGUCUCCCUUGAUUGCGGUGCAGGUCUACCUUGAAGCGGGCGACCUUGCCAAGGCCCUGGAGGCGCUCAACAGCAGCGCGCUCGUGGACGUCGCGAACACGCCGUCCGGCGUCGCCACCCGCGCGGCCUGGCUUUGUCAGCUUGGCCGCCUCUCAGACGCCGCCGCGCUGAUUGAGGCUGCCGUGCAAAAGCUCCCCGCCGCCGGGCAGAAGGCGCUGCUGUCCUGGGCGGUGCACUACUUCGCCACGCAGGAGGGGCCUGUUGGCAACGCGCAGUCGGUGGCGCUUCUGAAGGCUGUUUGCGCCGCCGUCCCCGCACUUGCCGCUGACCAAGAGAUCUCCGCGAUGCUGGGGCUCGGCCUGGCCAUGCGCGGGGACGCCGCAAGCCUCGCCGAGGCCCGCCAGUGUCUCUCCAAGGUGACAGGCAGUAGUAGCAGCCCAAGCAGCAGCAACAACAACAGGGACACGUCCGCGUCUCUGUCCACGAAAGAAAUCGACGCACUCGGGAAGAAGCUGCCAAGUCGCGCCGCCGUCGAGGAACGCGGCUUCCACCGGCACGUGGCAGUGACCGACGAUGACAGCGCCGCAGCAACAGCUGCAACUACCACAGAGCGGCAGCAGCAGCAGCAGUCGUGGCUGAAGAAACGUCGCGCACGUCCGAUGCGCCACCCGCCAAAGGUCGCACCCGAGAAGGGGAAACUGCCGGACCCGGAGCGUUGGGUGCCCAUGUCGAUGCGCUCCUACAUCAAGGAUCUGCCAGAUCGCAAGAAGAAAGAGCUCAAGCGCCUGCGCGCACAGGAGCAGGAGCAGAAGCGCAGGGCGGCGGAGAAGAGGAAGGCGGAGGCCGCAGCAGCAGCAGCAGCGGAAACGGAAGCGAGUGCGUAA
Bactrocera neohumeralis is the source of this 1464-nucleotide messenger RNA. RefSeq lists its product as uncharacterized. The transcript is spliced from 2 exons. Lineage: Eukaryota; Metazoa; Arthropoda; Insecta; Diptera; Tephritidae. Gene Ontology annotation, cellular component: signal recognition particle, endoplasmic reticulum targeting. The record is from RefSeq and is a predicted model, not a curated record. Gene Ontology annotation, molecular function: ribosome binding; 7S RNA binding. Gene Ontology annotation, biological process: SRP-dependent cotranslational protein targeting to membrane. The coding region runs from base 1 to 1464 and encodes 487 amino acids.